Penicillium nucicola is the source of this 2016-nucleotide messenger RNA. RefSeq lists its product as uncharacterized. The transcript has a single exon. Lineage: Eukaryota; Fungi; Ascomycota; Eurotiomycetes; Eurotiales; Aspergillaceae. The record is from RefSeq and is a predicted model, not a curated record. Gene Ontology annotation, molecular function: protein binding. Bases 1 to 2016 code for a protein of 671 amino acids.
AUGCACGCCAAAUGGCUCUCCGGACUAUUGCUUUUGGGUCUUGCCCAAGCAGACGAUAAUUCCCAAGCCUCCCAAGAAGCUGCCACCAUAAACCUGCAAUCGGCCGCAGAGGACCCGUACGCGACCAAUCAAGCACCACCUAUUGGAGAAAAGCUCAGUCGGCGGCAAUGGACGGUCACUUGUGACAGCACCGAGACGGACGAGUGUACGAAGAUGCUCGAUGACGAUUUCAACACUUUCUGGCAGUCAGGAGAUGAUGGAAGCUCUCAUGAAGUCGUCGUGGACCUCAGCCGAGCAGAGAAUAUUCAAGCUCUCUCCGUGGUCUCGCGCCGAGAUACCGACACCACUGGCCAGAUUUUCAUUCACAAGAUCUAUGUGAGCAAUGACAAGGAGAACUGGGGCGAUCCAGUUGCGUUAGGAACCUGGUACAAUACUACCGACCAGAAGCUGGCUAUGUUCGAGCCCAAGGAGGGCCAAUACCUUCGCCUGCUCUCUCUCGAUGGCACUGCGGCUAGUAUCUCCGAGUUGCAGAUCUAUGACAGCAAUACCCCCAAGAAAGUGCCUAACGGUGGUGUUUGGGGCCCUACCAUUGAUCUACCUCUGGUGGCUGUCUCGGGCGCAAUUCUUCCUGGCACCGGUCAGGUUCUUGUUUGGUCUUCAUGGUCCAGGGAUGAUUAUCUCCAUUCUAAGAGCGAGACCCUCACAGCAAUUUGGGACCCAGUCACUGGAAACGUCACUCAGCGAACAGUUCAGGAGACUGGCCACGAUAUGUUCUGCGCUGGCAUCUCCUACGACGGCAAGAGUGAAUUGCUUGUGACUGGCGGUAAUAACGAUCAACAAACGAGUCUGUUGGACCCAAAGACCGACACUUGGCUCCCAGGCAACGCGAUGAGGCUUGGUCGUGGCUACCAGGCUUCCGCAACUAAUUCUGAAGGUCGGGUGUUCAUUAUCGGCGGCUCAUGGAAUGGCGGUACGAACAAUGACAAGGAUGGCGAAAUCUACGAUCCGGCCACCGAAGACUUCUCGGCCUUGCCAGGAGCUCUUGUGAAGCCUAUGUGGACUGAUGAUGAUGCUGGUGGCUAUCGUCGUGACAGUCAUGGCUGGAUCUUUGGGUGGAAGAACGGCACUGUUUUCCAAGCCGGACCUAGUAAGGCUAUGAACUGGUACUACACGAGUGGCCAGGGUGACCAAAAGCCUGCAGGAACUCGCGGUGAUGCCAAUGAUGCCAUGUCCGGUAAUGCGGUGAUGUUUGACGCAGUGAAUGGAAAGAUCAUCACCUUCGGUGGCUCUCCUUCCUACGUCAACACUUAUGCCACGAAAGACGCUCAUCUGAUCGAGAUCGGCGAGCCUGGAACUGAUCCCAAGGUCAGCUCAGCCAAGAACCCCUCUGGUGAUGGUAUGGCCUUUGCCCGAGUAUUCCACACCUCGGUCGUUCUCCCUGAUGGCAAUGUUUUUACUACAGGUGGACAGACCUUUGGUGUUCCCUUCAAUGACAGCAACGCAAUAUUCACCCCCGAGUUGUACGACCCUGUAACCAAUGAGUUCCACCAGGGACAGACCAACAGCAUCGUCCGUGUGUACCACAGCAUUUCUCUUCUUCUCAAGGAUGGACGAGUCUUCAACGGUGGCGGCGGACUCGGCGUCUCUCAGCCCACCAACCAUUUUGACGCCCAGAUUUACACUCCAGAUUACCUGCUGAACGAUGACGGCACACUCGCCGACCGACCUAUCAUCGAUAGUGUCGCUGAGAAAACUCUUCAGCCUGGUGACAUAUUGAGCAUCAAAUCUAGUGCCAAGGUCAGCAAGGCAUCCUUGAUCCGCUACGGUGCCACUACCCACACUGUGAACACUGAUCAGCGUCGUGUUGUUUUGGAUUCGUGGACUGCGAAUGGAGACUCUUACGAGGCGACCCUUCCUGCUGAUGCAGGCGCUCUUAUUCCAGGUCCUUGGAUGCUAUUCAUUCUCAAUGAUGAUGGUGUUCCCAGCAUUGCUGAGACUAUCUAUAUCCAGGUCUAA